UCCUUAAGGAAGGUUAACGUUUAAGCAUAUAACGCAAGCCUAUGGGAGCUCUUCCUCCAUUAUAUAUCUGAUGGUAUUGUGGGUUGUGUGAAAUGCAGGACCUUCGUUUGUUUUUUCUGUCCAUUUUCGUGUUUGUGGGAGGAGUGCAUGUUUCUCAACAGUCUCGCCACGGUGCAGUGGUUUCUAGAAGCGUGACUGGACGACGGAGCUAUAUAACGCUGAAGUGUCCAAAAGACCAUGUUUUUGCCAAUGUGAAGUUUAGAUUAGAAGACAACAGAGUUAAUACGAAUUAUAAUAAAUGUCUUGUGAACAGUCUGGUAGCCCAGAAAAGGUGUCGCUGGCAUCGUCGAUGCAAGAUCAACACAAAAGCCAAGACGCUAAAUUGCUCAGCUUCAGCCAUUCAGCUUUCUAACCUGAAAUGUGUACCCAAAGAUUCAUUUGUUAAUAUCUGCAAGUCAGCAGAAACUGGUGCCGUGUGGAUCACGAACUAUGGUAGAUUAAAAAGAACUCAAGUCAAGGGCCAGUGUAAACGAAUCAGAAAACAUGCUAUUAGAAUCAGAACACGUCGAGGUGUUGGGCAACGAAGGCCAGCCGUAAAAGGCGUGGUCACUCAGGAAAAUGGAAUCAUACAAGACCGCGUUGGAUGGCAAAAAAAGGCAUAUAAGUAUUCUUGCCCAAAUGGUUCAGUAAUUCAUUCUAUAGACCUCCUUUUGUCUUACGUUCCCUAUGCAAAAAGAUCCAAACCUCUGUGUCAGGGGCUAUCUCCUCAACUACUAGUGCAAAAGAACAACUGUUUCUGGAAAGAAUCGUGUAAAGUUAGCUGGGAUUCACCUCAGGUAAUGGCCAUGUCACACGACACGAAUUGCAUUGGGAAGCAGGGGUCCCUGUUUACAACUAGAGAACACCAAUGUAUGCCAAAAAAAAACAUCCUAGACAUCUGCAAGAAAAGAGAAGCAAAAGGCAAAAGGGGACUUCUCAGAAGUCAUGACGAUUAUCCGUGGAACUACCGAGCCCAGCCACAGAAGUGUACAACGCUAAUUAAGAUAAAACCUGAAGGAGCCUUAUACCUGCGUCUCCAUGACGUUGACUUAGACACUCGGCGGGAUGAGCUGAGAGUUUUACACGUCGGGGCUGGGCGACCCUCAUGCUCAUUGAAACACUCAAGCUUACAGGAAGGUGUCUGGUUGUAUGGUGGAUACAUCAAAAUUCAGUUCACUGUACAUCAUAGGACCCGAUCGGGACGGGGAUUUAUCAUGUCCUAUAAAAAUGUAAAAGAAAGACUACCGAGGAACCAUGUGAAGAAGUCAGACAUUUGUUCCCAGGUUUAGUGCUAAAUUGUGUUAGUUUCAAAGAAUACUAGACUCUGAGUUCCUACAAACUAUACCUAUAUUCAAGUAAAGAAUUGCUGUCCUCAAGUCCUCAUGUAAGGCGUACAGCUUUUAGCAAUCGACUUAAACUUCUUUGCAUUAAUAUUUAUAAUAGUAUAGCUGAUGGAUUGUAGCAAGGAAAUUCAAGUGAAAUAACAUCUUUCUGAUUGAAUUCUUGAUGAUUUGGCGUUUUCCCAGUGAUAAAGUGACAACAUCUAUAACAUGCAAUAAUAUGUUGAGCAACACAUAGUUGACUGUGGUUUUGUUGUUUCAAUAUCAGUUUAAGUAGGAUGAAUACCCCCAUAUUUCAAUGUUCCUUUUUUAAUUCGAUAUAUCAUUAACUUAAACAAAAUUCAACAAAAUGUUUGAUCUAUAUGACGAAAAAGAUAUUUUUAUCUUAAAUCAAGAUCGAUUUAACAUUGAGAUGCAAGUGUUCGGAGAAAAUAAUUGGCCACGAGUUGUAGUUUUUAGCCUUUUUCGUAGAUAUUGAUUUGGUUUUCAAUAGCCAGUAUGAUCAAGUUAAUGUUUUCAGUGUUCACUGCGUGUGUUCAAAGGCCUAUGAAAACGAUUGUUUUUAAAAGUAUUUCAUUAACAACCUUCUUCCUCAAAAUAUGCUUUUCAUUGUAUUAAACAGGGCAUAUCGUCAAAAUACUUGUAAAAUAUGUACAAUAAUUAAAAAACAUUACUUUUUAAAAUAAAUUUGAACUAAAAUAAAUCUUAUACUAUUAA
This is a messenger RNA of Magallana angulata, 2096 nucleotides long. RefSeq lists its product as uncharacterized. The transcript has 8 exons. The record is from RefSeq and is a predicted model, not a curated record. NCBI's taxonomy places the organism in Eukaryota, Metazoa, Mollusca, Bivalvia, Ostreida, Ostreidae. The coding region runs from base 93 to 1328 and encodes 411 amino acids.